AUGGGAGGUGGAGGCGUGCCCCGGCAUGACCGCGCUUCCCCAGUUCAGAAACAUGUUCGCUCAAUGAUCCGACAGACCGGAGCUGACAGACACCUUCACAUGGAGCAGGACGGAACGGGCCUACUGGGUGACAGCAGCCAGACUGUAACAUCGCCCCCUCCAACCACCGUCAUCACUCACUCAGAUUCAUACGGUUGCAUGUUUUGGGUGGUGCGGACACAGAAAGGCUCAGGACGACACAAGAUCAAAACCACAAAACCAUGCUGUGAGGCAUGA
Molecule: messenger RNA, 276 nt
Organism: Knipowitschia caucasica
Lineage: Eukaryota; Metazoa; Chordata; Actinopteri; Gobiiformes; Gobiidae
Source: the annotation of a GenBank genome assembly